Molecule: messenger RNA, 8827 nt
Organism: Epinephelus lanceolatus (giant grouper)
Lineage: Eukaryota; Metazoa; Chordata; Actinopteri; Perciformes; Serranidae
Product: regulator of nonsense transcripts 1-like
Biological process (GO): nuclear-transcribed mRNA catabolic process, nonsense-mediated decay
Cellular component (GO): cytoplasm
Molecular function (GO): DNA binding; RNA helicase activity; ATP binding
Source: RefSeq, a predicted model, not a curated record
GGAGAGGAAACGUGCGGGGGAGAAAACAAACGGAAUGCAGCCGUAGUCGAGGCUCCCUCUAUCUCUCCCACCACCAGUGUUUGUAAUUUUCUAAUCAGUGGUGUGUCUCCGUUAUUCCGUGUCUUCUGGAAAAGCAACAGUUUGUGGGAAUAACCGUCGGAGCGAACAAACACCGUUGAUAAGAAGACAGAAACAUGAGUGUCGAGGCGUACGGGCCGAGCUCGCAGACUCUAACGUUCCUCGACACCGAGGAAGCCGAGCUGCUGGGAGCGGACACCCAGGGCUCCGAGUACGACUUCACCGAUUUCACCCUGCCGAGCCAGACCCAGACCCAAGGCCAGACCCAGAGCCAGCUAGACAACCAGGUUAAUGGCCCUGACGGCGUGCUACAGAAUGGAGACGACCCUGUGGUAAAAGCCAGUCAGCUGCUUGCAGAGUUGAACUUUGAGGAGGAUGAGGAGGACACCUAUUACACCAAGGAUCUCCCGAUACAUGCCUGCAGUUAUUGUGGUAUUCAUGAUCCAGCCUGUGUGGUCUACUGCAACACGAGCAAGAAGUGGUUUUGCAAUGGCCGUGGAAACACAUCCGGCAGCCACAUUGUAAACCACCUGGUGAGAGCAAAGUCCAAGGAGGUGACCCUGCAUAAAGAUGGCCCCCUGGGGGAAACAGUGCUGGAGUGCUACAACUGUGGCUGUCGCAAUGUCUUCCUUCUGGGCUUCAUCCCUGCUAAAGCUGACUCAGUAGUGGUGUUACUGUGCAGGCAGCCAUGUGCCAGCCAGAGCAGCCUGAAAGACAUCAACUGGGACAGCUCACAGUGGCAGCCUCUCAUCCAGGACCGCUGCUUCCUGUCCUGGCUGGUGAAAAUCCCGUCAGAGCAGGAGCAGCUGAGGGCUCGUCAGAUCACCGCCCAGCAGAUCAACAAGCUGGAGGAGCUCUGGAAGGAGAAUCCCACUGCGACCCUGGAGGACCUGGAGAAGCCCGGUGUGGAUGAGGAGCCCCAACAUGUGCUGCUCCGCUAUGAGGAUGCCUACCAGUACCAGAACAUCUUUGGUCCUCUGGUGAAACUGGAGGCUGACUACGAUAAGAAACUCAAAGAGUCUCAGACUCAAGACAAUAUCACAGUCAGAUGGGACUUGGGCUUGAAUAAAAAGAGGAUUGCUUAUUUCACUCUUCCCAAGACAGACUCAGACAUGCGUCUCAUGCAGGGAGAUGAAAUUUGUCUGCGGUACAAAGGAGACCUGGCCCCUCCAUGGAAAGGCAUUGGACAUGUCAUCAAAGUCCCUGAUAACUAUGGUGAUGAGAUUGCCAUAGAGCUGAGGAGCAGCGCCGGAGCUCCGGUGGAGAUCCCACACAACUUUCAGGUCGACUUUGUGUGGAAGUCCACUUCCUUUGACAGGAUGCAGAGUGCCCUGAAGACGUUUGCCGUGGACGAGACCUCAGUGUCUGGUUACAUCUACCAUAAACUGCUGGGACAUGAGGUAGAGGAUGUGGUCAUCAAGUGUCAGCUGCCCAAACGCUUCACCGCUCAAGGCCUGCCUGACCUUAACCACUCACAGGUGUAUGCUGUGAAGACGGUGCUGCAGCGUCCCCUCAGUCUGAUCCAGGGUCCUCCGGGCACAGGGAAGACAGUAACCUCUGCGACCAUUGUCUACCACCUGGCUAGACAGGGCAACGGGCCAGUGCUGGUGUGCGCACCCAGCAACAUCGCCGUCGACCAGCUGACAGAGAAGAUCCACCAGACAGGCCUCAAGGUGGUGAGGCUGUGCGCCAAGAGCAGGGAGGCCAUAGACUCGCCUGUGUCCUUCCUGGCUCUGCACAACCAGACUCGUAACAUGGACAGUAUGCCAGAACUUCAGAAGCUUCAGCAGCUGAAGGACGAGACUGGAGAGCUGUCCUCCUCAGAUGAGAAGCGCUACAGAGCUCUGAGACGCACCGCUGAGAGGGAGCUGCUUAUGAAUGCUGACGUGAUCUGCUGUACCUGUGUCGGGGCGGGCGAUCCUCGUCUGGCCAAGAUGCAGUUCCGCUCAAUCCUGAUUGAUGAGAGCACCCAGGCCACCGAACCAGAGUGCAUGGUGCCUGUCGUCCUGGGGGCCAAACAGUUGAUUCUGGUGGGUGAUCACUGCCAGCUGGGCCCUGUGGUGAUGUGUAAGAAGGCAGCUAAAGCAGGCCUGUCCCAGUCUCUGUUUGAGCGUCUGGUAGUUUUGGGGAUCCGGCCAAUCCGUCUGCAGGUUCAGUACCGUAUGCACCCGGCUCUCAGCGCCUUCCCCUCCAACAUCUUCUAUGAGGGCUCUCUGCAGAACGGAGUCACUGCAGCGGACCGCGUGAAGAAAGGUUUUGACUUCCAGUGGCCACAGCCUGACAAGCCGAUGUUCUUUUACGUCACCCAGGGCCAAGAGGAAAUAGCAAGCUCUGGGACAUCCUAUCUCAACAGGACUGAGGCAGCCAAUGUGGAGAAAAUAACCACAAGGUUGCUAAAGGCCGGAGCGAAACCUGAUCAGAUUGGCAUCAUUACGCCCUAUGAGGGACAGCGGUCCUACCUGGUCCAGUACAUGCAGUUCAGCGGCUCCCUCCACACCAAACUCUACCAGGAGGUUGAAAUAGCCAGUGUGGACGCCUUUCAAGGCAGAGAGAAGGACUUCAUCAUCCUGUCCUGUGUGAGGGCCAAUGAGCACCAGGGAAUCGGCUUCCUCAAUGAUCCCAGACGUCUCAAUGUGGCACUCACGAGGGCCAGGUAUGGUGUGAUAAUUGUGGGAAACCCUAAGGCCCUGUCCAAGCAGCCUCUGUGGAACCACCUGUUGAACUACUACAAGGAGCAGAAGGUCCUGGUUGAAGGCCCCCUGAACAACCUGAGAGAGAGCCUCAUGCAAUUCAGCAAGCCACGCAAGCUUGUCAACACCAUCAACCCUGUUAAUGGCCCUGACGGCGUGCUACAGAAUGGAGACGACCCUGUGGUAAAAGCCAGUCAGCUGCUUGCAGAGUUGAACUUUGAGGAGGAUGAGGAGGACACCUAUUACACCAAGGAUCUCCCGAUACAUGCCUGCAGUUAUUGUGGUAUUCAUGAUCCAGCCUGUGUGGUCUACUGCAACACGAGCAAGAAGUGGUUUUGCAAUGGCCGUGGAAACACAUCCGGCAGCCACAUUGUAAACCACCUGGUGAGAGCAAAGUCCAAGGAGGUGACCCUGCAUAAAGAUGGCCCCCUGGGGGAAACAGUGCUGGAGUGCUACAACUGUGGCUGUCGCAAUGUCUUCCUUCUGGGCUUCAUCCCUGCUAAAGCUGACUCAGUAGUGGUGUUACUGUGCAGGCAGCCAUGUGCCAGCCAGAGCAGCCUGAAAGACAUCAACUGGGACAGCUCACAGUGGCAGCCUCUCAUCCAGGACCGCUGCUUCCUGUCCUGGCUGGUGAAAAUCCCGUCAGAGCAGGAGCAGCUGAGGGCUCGUCAGAUCACCGCCCAGCAGAUCAACAAGCUGGAGGAGCUCUGGAAGGAGAAUCCCACUGCGACCCUGGAGGACCUGGAGAAGCCCGGUGUGGAUGAGGAGCCCCAACAUGUGCUGCUCCGCUAUGAGGAUGCCUACCAGUACCAGAACAUCUUUGGUCCUCUGGUGAAACUGGAGGCUGACUACGAUAAGAAACUCAAAGAGUCUCAGACUCAAGACAAUAUCACAGUCAGAUGGGACUUGGGCUUGAAUAAAAAGAGGAUUGCUUAUUUCACUCUUCCCAAGACAGACUCAGACAUGCGUCUCAUGCAGGGAGAUGAAAUUUGUCUGCGGUACAAAGGAGACCUGGCCCCUCCAUGGAAAGGCAUUGGACAUGUCAUCAAAGUCCCUGAUAACUAUGGUGAUGAGAUUGCCAUAGAGCUGAGGAGCAGCGCCGGAGCUCCGGUGGAGAUCCCACACAACUUUCAGGUCGACUUUGUGUGGAAGUCCACUUCCUUUGACAGGAUGCAGAGUGCCCUGAAGACGUUUGCCGUGGACGAGACCUCAGUGUCUGGUUACAUCUACCAUAAACUGCUGGGACAUGAGGUAGAGGAUGUGGUCAUCAAGUGUCAGCUGCCCAAACGCUUCACCGCUCAAGGCCUGCCUGACCUUAACCACUCACAGGUGUAUGCUGUGAAGACGGUGCUGCAGCGUCCCCUCAGUCUGAUCCAGGGUCCUCCGGGCACAGGGAAGACAGUAACCUCUGCGACCAUUGUCUACCACCUGGCUAGACAGGGCAACGGGCCAGUGCUGGUGUGCGCACCCAGCAACAUCGCCGUCGACCAGCUGACAGAGAAGAUCCACCAGACAGGCCUCAAGGUGGUGAGGCUGUGCGCCAAGAGCAGGGAGGCCAUAGACUCGCCUGUGUCCUUCCUGGCUCUGCACAACCAGACUCGUAACAUGGACAGUAUGCCAGAACUUCAGAAGCUUCAGCAGCUGAAGGACGAGACUGGAGAGCUGUCCUCCUCAGAUGAGAAGCGCUACAGAGCUCUGAGACGCACCGCUGAGAGGGAGCUGCUUAUGAAUGCUGACGUGAUCUGCUGUACCUGUGUCGGGGCGGGCGAUCCUCGUCUGGCCAAGAUGCAGUUCCGCUCAAUCCUGAUUGAUGAGAGCACCCAGGCCACCGAACCAGAGUGCAUGGUGCCUGUCGUCCUGGGGGCCAAACAGUUGAUUCUGGUGGGUGAUCACUGCCAGCUGGGCCCUGUGGUGAUGUGUAAGAAGGCAGCUAAAGCAGGCCUGUCCCAGUCUCUGUUUGAGCGUCUGGUAGUUUUGGGGAUCCGGCCAAUCCGUCUGCAGGUUCAGUACCGUAUGCACCCGGCUCUCAGCGCCUUCCCCUCCAACAUCUUCUAUGAGGGCUCUCUGCAGAACGGAGUCACUGCAGCGGACCGCGUGAAGAAAGGUUUUGACUUCCAGUGGCCACAGCCUGACAAGCCGAUGUUCUUUUACGUCACCCAGGGCCAAGAGGAAAUAGCAAGCUCUGGGACAUCCUAUCUCAACAGGACUGAGGCAGCCAAUGUGGAGAAAAUAACCACAAGGUUGCUAAAGGCCGGAGCGAAACCUGAUCAGAUUGGCAUCAUUACGCCCUAUGAGGGACAGCGGUCCUACCUGGUCCAGUACAUGCAGUUCAGCGGCUCCCUCCACACCAAACUCUACCAGGAGGUUGAAAUAGCCAGUGUGGACGCCUUUCAAGGCAGAGAGAAGGACUUCAUCAUCCUGUCCUGUGUGAGGGCCAAUGAGCACCAGGGAAUCGGCUUCCUCAAUGAUCCCAGACGUCUCAAUGUGGCACUCACGAGGGCCAGGUAUGGUGUGAUAAUUGUGGGAAACCCUAAGGCCCUGUCCAAGCAGCCUCUGUGGAACCACCUGUUGAACUACUACAAGGAGCAGAAGGUCCUGGUUGAAGGCCCCCUGAACAACCUGAGAGAGAGCCUCAUGCAAUUCAGCAAGCCACGCAAGCUUGUCAACACCAUCAACCCUGGGGGUCGAUUCAUGAGCACAGCCAUGUAUGAUGCCAGGGAGGCUCUCAUUCCUGGAUCUGUUUAUGACCGCAGCAGCAACGGCCGUUCAUCCAAUAUGUAUUUCCAAACCCAUGAUCAGAUCGGUAUGAUUGGCACAGGCCCCAGUCCCAUGACUUCCCUGAACAUCCCCAUCCCCUUCAACCUCGUGAUGCCCCCCAUACCUCCACCUGGGUACAUGGGACAGGUCAAUGGACCCUCAGCAGGUCGUGGUGGAGGCAUGAAAGGCAAGGCAGGCAGUGGAGGAGGCGGCGGGACUCGAGGUGGGCGUCAAAGAAACCGCGGCAACAUGGGGAACCACAGCGGAGGAGACCGGCAUGGAGGCCACAUGAGUGGCAGCCAGGCCAGCCAGGACCUGGGCUCCCAGCCCUUCUCACAGGGGCCUCUGACGCAGGGCUACAUCAACAUGAGCCAGCCAUCUCAGAUGAGCCAGCCCGGGCUCUCCCAGCCUGAACUCUCACAGGACAGUUACCUAGGAGACGAGUUCAAGUCCCAGAUUGAUGUGGCUUUGUCCCAGGACUCCACCUACCAGGGGGAGCGGGCCUACCAGCACGGUGUGACUGGACUGUCCCAGUACUAGACUGUUGUUGGAAAGGAGCUAGGCCUGUGUGAAGCUUAGUUCAAUGGUAUUUUAAUCUGGGUAAUAACAAAAAAGAACAAACAUGGAUACCCGUUUUCCACUGCUACAACCGAAGCACCACUGUGUGAAAGUAACAGGAGAGAGACCGUGAGAAACCAACCAAUCACAAGAGUGAGAGCAAAAAUGGGAGUAGAGCUGGACAGGAAGAGAGCAAGAGACGAGACGAGACGAGCGGGAGGCUGGUGGAGGAGAGAAGGCACUGCUGCUCACACGCGAAGACGUGGCGUAGGAGAAAGCUGUCGUUGUCGGAGCAGCGCAGUUGGAGAGGCGAGACCUUCGACGGGUCGAGGAGGGAGAAAGGUCCGAACGAGUCUGGAAGGGGUGGGGCGACUAUGUCAUCUUGUCCCCCGCGUGCCCCUGAAUCCUCGGGGAGCUCCAGGCAGUAUGGUUGGGAAUCUUGCUCCAAAAGCUGAGAAAGAUGGAGAAAAGGUGUCUCACACAUAUGUCCUCCAAGCUAACUCAACAGGACGUCUUCUGUGACUUGGAGAGAGAGAGAAAGAGAGAAAACAAAAGGGGACACAACUCUUGAAGCAGUUGAUAUGGCAACUUUUUUAAACUCAAAGCUUGAUUUGAGGCUCUGCAUCUGAUCACAUCUAAGCAUCCAGGAGAGAAGAGCGUGAAAAAAACUGUUUGGCUAUUCAAGUGAACUCAAAAGUGCUUGUGGUGUUGUGCCUCAAAGAGCUCAAAUGAAAUUUGAGGAUUACAUAGCCACGGAUCACUCGCUUUUCUUUCUCAGCUUUGAGUUGGAAAGUUUUCUGAAUAAAGGCUGUUUUCAUUGAGGUUUUUCAGUGAUGUAAGCUAGUGUAGUCGGCCGUCUUUCUAGGCAGGUCUUUCUCGAGGUGCUCUGCAAAGAACAAGUGGUGGAAUUAGCUCUUAAAAAUAUAAAAGAAAAACAUCUUUGUCUCCAGAUCUGAAGAGGUGGGCGCCAGACAUCUGAGUAUAGGGAGACAAUUUUGUUUUUGUUCUUCUAAAUGUAUCUUCUUAGUAGUGCAAAAGAGUGAACGUGAACACCAUAGCCAGCUUAUAACUGAAUGAAGCUGUCAUUCUUUCCUGCUGACCCUGAAGCCACUGAAGCUAGCAGACAGGGAUCAUCUUGAGCAUAUAUAGUGAAAUGCAUCAAAUAAGCCAAAUCAAGAGGGCGGUAAACCCCAAAGACCCUUCUCAAAAAGUAAAUGCAAAGUUAAAAAACAUGCAUACACUGAGAUUAUUUAGUGAUUAUCACAGUAGAGUGAAGUUUGAAAUCACUUGUAUAAAAGAAGUAUUCAGUUUUGACAUGAAUACACCGCACAAAGGAUGAUGAAAACUUUUAGAGCCCUAUCUUAUAAAUGUGUAGAAGGUGAACUUGAUCAUAGAUUUUCACCAUGUCAGACUGUGGUGAAAGCAUUUUAGAAAUCCCAUGUGCAUAUUUGCACGCUGAAAUUAGGCAUGAAGACCUUUAAAUUAUUACGACAGAAUGACCCCAGUGUAACGUUUCCUUCCCCUUGUUUCUUUAUUUUGGUCUUUUGUUGUCCUAAAGUCUUUAACUUAAGUGUGAAACUGUCACAAAUAGUAGCUCAUUGUGUCAAGAGCAGAGCAACUUUAAUGAGUAUUAGUGAACUUUGUGUCUUAGUUUCAAAGCUCUGCAUGUGUUAGUUCUCAGUUCACAUGCGUUAGUGAUGUUCACGUGCAGCUUGUUUUUAUCAGUGUCUAGUUUUCUUAUUAGGUGUACUAAUUCUGCUGUCAUUUUCAUGUCAUGGAAACACAUAACGCUGGAAAAAAAGUCAAACCAGUAGCAGGCCACGUUACCUCUGACUUAAAGCUGGGUGGAAUAUGUCUAAUAUCCCGUCAUGUAUGCUUUUUGGAGCCGUCAGUGGCUAGUGUUGUCACAAUACUGGAAUUUCUAACUUUGAUAUGACACCUUGAAGUCAGUACCACAGAGAAAAAUUGACGUUGAGGGCAUAAAAUACAUUUUUAAGUUAAAAGAUAGAUAAAACAUGACGACAGCAACGUUUCCUGGUUAGUAGCAGAGAACGGCAGAGUGACUAUAAACAGUAACAGCUGCAAUACUGCGGAAAAUGAGCAUUGAAACCGCUUCAGAUAUUCAGAAUCUUCUUAUCGAUAAAUGGAUAACUUUGACAACACUUCUUGUGGCACCUGGCACUUGCUGAAAAGUGCUCAGAGGAGAAGGACUUAAAUAUGUUUCUGUCACUAACGAGCUAUUUUACAUGUUCAUACUACCACAAUAAUGACUUAGCAUAACCAAUCCAGGUGAGCCAACUGCAGCUGUGCAGGACAUCAAAUAAUUUCUGUAUAAAUCACCUGUAGAUUAGUGUCCAUUUGCUCCCUAAAAUGUACGUGACACCCCACCAUUGCUAGCUACAUGCACCUGUUCAUCGAUGUAUUCAAAGACUGUCAUGCAUUUCUUUAAAUUAAAUUCCCAGUAAAUGACCACCCCAUGACUUCCCAACACAUUUACACUAGUCUGUCCAUGUCCUAUGACUAGAAGGUAACUUUUUGAGUUGUUUUCCUCUUCUAUACUUUUGCAGUGAAAAUCUUUGUUUGGCUUAUUGCUGUUUAGAACUGAAAAUGAAGUUUUGUGUUGGCACCAUUUUGUAUUUCUGCCCACUGAUCGAUGUUAGUAGUUGACUAAAACUAUGCUCACUAAGAUUCUCCUGUUGAUGAUCUUGGAAAAUUAAAGUUUUGCUUCUUUUUUUGCUCCUUCA